This is a messenger RNA of Brachypodium distachyon (stiff brome), 2246 nucleotides long. RefSeq names its product acyl-CoA-binding domain-containing protein 4. Bases 255 to 1826 code for a protein of 523 amino acids. The record is from RefSeq and is a predicted model, not a curated record. NCBI's taxonomy places the organism in Eukaryota, Viridiplantae, Streptophyta, Magnoliopsida, Poales, Poaceae. Gene Ontology annotation, molecular function: protein binding. The transcript has 14 exons.
GAAACCAACGACGAGUCCACCACUCCACUCCGUGGCUCGGGCAGGCCGGCAGGCACUCGCCGAUCACUUCUCCGCUUCAGAUCCAACUCAAUUCGUUCGUUCGUUCGAUCGAUCGAGGCCAAGGAAUCCCACCAGGCCACCACCCCACGCCGGAAUUCGCCAGCGAAGCUUCCUCGGAUUCCCCAUUCCCGCCACCCAAUUCCGCCGGCGAUCUCGGGUUUUCAGUUCGAUUCGGCCGGGUUCGAGGCGGGGGGAUGGGGGUGGAGGGCACCGUCAACGGCGGCGAGGAAGGGCUCGCGGCGGCGCCGUACGAUAGCUGGGUCCUGCUCCGCCCUGCCGACGGGUCCUCCCGCCCGCCCGCUCGCUACAAGCAUGCUGCGGAAGUGAUUCAAGACAAACUUUAUGUGGUCGGGGGGAGUCGAAAUGGCCGUUCUCUAUCAGAUGUUCAGGUCUUUGAUUUUAGGACAUUCAAGUGGUCAGUGUCAAGCCCUAGUCGAGAUUCAAACCAGUUGAAUCUUGAAAAUAAUGCUGGAAACCAGCCAUUCCCAGCACUAGCAGGCCAUAGUUUGGUGAAGUGGAAGAAUAAUCUUGUGGUUGUAGCUGGGAACUCCAGAGCAUCAUCAUCGAAUAAGGUUUCAGUUUGGCUUAUCGAUGUAGAAACAAAUAGCUGGUCUGCUGUUGAUACGUAUGGGAAAGUCCCAGUAGCUCGAAGUGGGCAAUCCGUAUCGCUAAUUGGUUCUCAGUUAAUAAUGUUCGGUGGAGAGGAUAACAAGAGGAGGCUUCUGAGUGAUCUUCAUAUACUUGACUUGGAGACAAUGAUAUGGGAGGAAAUCAAGACAGAGAAAGGUGGCCCAGCUCCUAGGUAUGAUCAUUCGGCUGCUGUUUACGCUGACCAUUAUCUUCUAAUCUUUGGCGGUUCCUCUCACUCCACAUGCUUCAGCGAUAUGUACUUACUUGACUUGCAAACUCUGGAGUGGUCUCAACCUGACACUCAAGGUGCAAAUAUAACUCCUAGGAGUGGCCAUGCUGGUACGAUGAUUGAUGAAAAUUGGUAUAUAGUUGGUGGUGGAGAUAAUGCAAGUGGUUCCACUGAUACGAUCGUAAUGAAUGCUUCUAAGUUUGUCUGGUCUGUGGUUACCAGUGUGUCAAUUCGCGAUUCACUUGCCUGUGAGGGUCUCACUCUUUGCUCAACCACAAUUGAUGGGGAAAAGUUUCUAAUUGCAUUUGGUGGUUACAAUGGGAAAUACAACAAUGAGGUCUUUGUGAUGAAACCCAAGCCAAGAAAUUUUGUGCAACCUCGCCUUCUCCAAUCUCCAGCCGCCGCCGCUGCCGCUGCUUCUGUUACAGCUGCCUAUGCUGUAGUAACUGCUACUGAUGAGAAAACUAGAGAUAUUGUUGCUGCUGAUGAUUUAGAUGUGAAGAGAGCUGAGCCUGGAAGUUCAUCCAAACAAACUGUUGCUGAAAUUGAUGCACUCAAUUGGGAGAAAGGAAAACUAGAGUCUCAACUGGCAGAAGUUCGCGCUGAAAACUCAAAACUAAAGGAUAAACUUGAUACGGUGAAGUUGUCCUACAGUGAAUUAACAAAGGAACUUAGAUCAGUUGAAAAUCAGCUUGCUGCGGAAGGUUCAAGAUGCCAGAAACUGGAGUCCCAAAUUGCUGCCACAAAUAAAAGGUUGCAAUCUGCUGAUUCUUUGGAGAAUGAACUAGAAGUAUUGCAGCAACAAAUAUCUCAGGUGGAACAAACCAUGACAACUGCACAGAGACGGAAAUCUGGGGGUGUGUGGAAAUGGGUGGCAGGAAGUGCAGAGGUCUCUGACAAUGAAUAGUCCGGUGAAGACAAGCAGCUAUCCAACAGCGGAUGAUGCAACCAAAGCUGCUACAGUUUUGAGACGGCUUGUUUGUCGCAGGCUACUGGGUGCCUCCUCAAGAUCUUCGCCGUGAUUGAUUUUGUCAAAAUGUCUCCGAAGACACUCUUUUGGAUCUUCUUAAGUGGCGGCACCUGGCAGAAAUUUUCCAUAGGCCAGUUAGAUAUCAUACAAGUAUAAUAUUGUAACACAUUGGAAAUACAGUUGGGGUUAUUAGCUUUCUUUUGUGUUUUUAACAUCACAUACCUUGUUGGAGUGGAUAUUACAACAAUAUAAAUUUGUUCAUUGGUUGUGGUGACCGGAGGAAGUACAUUUUUAUAGCUGUAAAUUUACAGAUAUACUGCCAGAUGUUAUUUAAUAUUUAUUCUUUUUGAUUGGUUC